This is a messenger RNA of Strongyloides ratti, 1242 nucleotides long. RefSeq names its product 3'-5' exonuclease domain and Ribonuclease H-like domain-containing protein. The transcript has 2 exons. NCBI's taxonomy places the organism in Eukaryota, Metazoa, Nematoda, Chromadorea, Rhabditida, Strongyloididae. Gene Ontology annotation, biological process: nucleobase-containing compound metabolic process. The record is from RefSeq and is a predicted model, not a curated record. Bases 1 to 1242 code for a protein of 413 amino acids. Gene Ontology annotation, molecular function: 3'-5' exonuclease activity; nucleic acid binding.
AUGAUUUCAAGAAUAAACAUUUUUACGAAAAAUAAAAGAGAAAUAUUUUUUCAACCAAAAUGUUUUAAAAGUAACCAGAAAGUUAUUUCAGUAACAAGAGCUUUUAAAAUCUUAAAUUACACUAGAAAGUUACGUUAUGUUGAAAAAAAAAUUGAUAGUUAUCAAUUUAAUGACAUUGCUUAUAGACUCAUUUCUCAACACCCACAUAUGAAAGAAAUUUUUACAAGUUGGUUGAAGAAAGAAAAUGAUUUUGAAGAACUUUCUAAAUGGAAAUCACUAAGUAUUGGUAAUGAUUUAUUUCCUAAAAGUUUUCCAUUUAAAGAUAAAGAUGGUGAUAGUUUAUACAUAGAAACACCAAAUUACUUAGCAUUACCAAAAAGUGUUGAAGUAAUGUUUUGUUCUUCAAUUGAAGAAGUUGAAAAUGCAACUGCUACUGUUGAACGUGCAAGUGAAGAAGGAUUUAAUGUAGUUGGAUUUGAUUGUGAAUGGUCACCAUAUAGCCACAAUGAAAUUUUAUCUAUUUUGCAAGUAUCAUUUAACAAUAAAUGUUUUAUCAUUGAUUGUUUGUAUGGAGACAAAAAAACAACUAGUAAUUUUAUUAACAAAUUAUUUUCAUCUAAAAAUCUUAUAAAAUUGGGGAAAAAUCCAUAUAAUGAUUUAAACUGUUUAUUCAAGAUGUAUCCAGAAAUAGAUAUUUUAUCUAAUCCAUUGCGUACAAUAUGCCUAACUACUUUAAUAAAUAACUUUAAUAUUGCAAGUAGUAAUCAACCUCUUAAUGAUAUAAAAAGUAAAAAUAUAUUCAAUAUAAAGUUUUUUAAUCCAAAUUGGAAAGAAAUUAUUUGCAAAAAUAAAAAUCAAGACAUUAAUAUUGAUAUUAAUGAUAAAAGAAACAUUUCUGGACAAAAUGAAAUGGAUGUUACAAAUUAUAAAUCAAAUUUUUUUAAAAUACAGAAACAAUAUAAAGAUGAUGUGAAAUGUUUUACGGAUAGUGUUAGAGGAGCAAGUUUUUCUAGUUUAUGUCAAUUGAUUUUAGGUAAAAGUAUUGAUAAAUCUGAACAAGUUUCAGUAUGGGAUAAGAGACCUUUACGAAUAUCUCAAAUACGGUAUGCAGCAUUAGAUGCAGAAGCUAAUAGAAUGAUAUAUAAUAAAUUAGAAAAAUGGGGAAAUAUUUUAAAUGUUGAUGUUAAAAAAAUUGCUUUAACAUGUAAAAGUGAAAAAUUAAAACCAUCAAAGACAAUCUAA